Molecule: messenger RNA, 365 nt
Organism: Camelina sativa (false flax)
Lineage: Eukaryota; Viridiplantae; Streptophyta; Magnoliopsida; Brassicales; Brassicaceae
Product: dolichyl-diphosphooligosaccharide--protein glycosyltransferase subunit 4B
Source: RefSeq, a predicted model, not a curated record
CAAGUCUUGAGUCAACUUUCUCCUUAAUCAGUCAGAGUCUUCUUCGAUCUGCUUGGUAGAGUCGAGAGAGAGAGAGAGAGAAGAAGCAUUGAAGGAAGGCUGUUGUUCGAGCUCACGAAGAUGUUUGACGACCAAGACCUGGGCUUCUUUGCCAAUUUUCUGGGGAUUUUCAUCUUCAUAAUGGUCAUUGCAUACCAUUUCGUGGUGGCCGAACCAAAAUUCGAAUGAAUUUUUAAGGUUUCAUCUUUUGUUGUCUUUAGCAUUCCAUAGGGCUUGAUGUUUUGCUACUAGAUGAGUAAUCAAAUGUAUUUCGACAAUGUGGUUUUUGAUGGAUAUAAGACUAAUCUUUCCUAGUGCUUCCAUCA